UAAUUAAUUUUAAACAAAAAAACAAGAAAGGAUUAUAAGUGUAUUAAUUACAUAGCAUAAAAAUAAAUGAGCAAAGAAUUAGAAAGCUAGUAUUUAAACUAAUUAGAAAGGAUAAUCAAUCUUAUUAAUGGUAAUUAAAAUGAAAAAAAUAAAGAUAAUCUAGAAGAUAUCAAAUAGUUUUUGAGCCAGCACUACUUAUAUUUGAGUAAAGUAUUCAGAAAUUUGGAAUAAAAUGAUUUAGAAAGCUUCAUAAAAGGAUUUAAGUGCUCAAUUUACGUUAAAGACUAAUUGAUUGAAGUACAGGGAAUUUAAUCAUCAAGGUUAGGAAUCAUUAUGAAAGGAAAAGUUAAGAUUUAAAGCAGCAACAAUGGAAAGAAAAAAUAAUAUCAUGAAAAUAAAAUGGUUUUAAGGCCUGGAGAUAAAAUUGGUGCUGAAUCAAUGCUACUAGAAAAGGCUAAUUUAUUUAGCUUAAUUGUUGAGACUGAAGAAUUAGUUCUACUAGAAAUAGAGAAGUAUUUUUUUGAUAGAUGCAUACGCUAAUUAGAAUCAGAAAGACUAGAGUCUAAUAUUGCUUUUUUAAAAUCUACAUAAUUAUUUAAACAUAUUACAAAUGACUCAAUUUUAACUAUGAUCCUUUAUAAUUCAGUGAAAAUAUCAUUUUAAAACAAUGAAGUUGUUUAUUCGUAAGACUAAGCUUCAUAUGCAAUAUAUAUCGUCUUGCAUGGAAAAUUUUAGGUUUAAUAGAGGUUUUAAGAUGACACUGAUUAAUUUAUGGAUCAAGUCUCGAUUUGUAGUGAUAAUUAAGAAGGUACACCAAAUUUAAGAAAAUAGUAAAGCUUGGAUCAGAGCAGCUUUUUCAGCAACACAACUACUUUGAAAAUUAGGACUGUAGAAACUUAUGAAAUAUUUGGUGAAGAAGAAAUAAUGGAUAUGAGACAACGGAAUUCUACAGUAGUUUGCUUGCAAGAUUGUAGUGAAGUAUUAGUAAUACGUCCAGUAAUUUAUAAGUCAUGCAUUCUAAAAGAUGAUGCUGUGAAAAAAAAAUUAGUUGAAUUAAUUGGAUAAAAGCAAUAAGAAGCAAAAAAGAAAGAAAAAUAAAAAAGGGAAAAAUAUUAAAGUCUUAAUUUAAGUAAAAUCAAAAAAUAAAAUAGUAGCUUUCUUAUACAAACCCCUAAAAAUUGUCAAGUUAGUGAUGCUAAAGAAAGCUAAUUUGCCAAAUAACAUAAAAUAAACUAAAAUAAUGAGUUUUAUCUACUAAAUUAACAAAAAAGCGAAACAGAUAGCUUAACAGAGUCUAAUUGCAGUCCACUAUCAUCAAGUAGUAAAUAAAAAAAGCUUUAAAAUAUCAAAUUUUAAUUUUAAGAUAAAUUCAAAGAAGACACUAUUUACAAGUAAGAUAUUGAUACAUUUGCAGGAUUUAUUAAGCGCCAGGAUUCUAUUUUUAACCCUGAUUUUGAUUUCCUCGAAAAUAAAAGUGUAAAAAAUUAAAACUGUUAAAACAUUAGUGAUAAUCCUUUAGAAUUUUCUAACGGAUUAGAGGUAAGUGGUAAAAAAAUUACAGACUUAACUAAAAUUAAUAAAGCUCACAGAAUUUUAUAUUAGCAUAUACAUGCUUCAACUAAAUAGAGCCCAUCUUAAAAAGUUGAUUUCUAAUCUGGCCCUUACCAGUCAUAAAAAGAAACUGAUAGAUAAAGUUUUAACAAUAUAGAAGUAUCUCUUCAAUUUGAAAAAAUCAACUAUUCACCUCCUCCCUUGUUCAACCAAAAAUAAGAAUUAAAUAAUAAAUCCUUUACAGAUAAGUAAUAAAAAAGCUCUAAAAAAAAAAUAGUAUACUCUUACAGUAUGAAUAAUUCUCCAAAACUCUCUGAUUCUCAUCUCUCUUAGCCAUCUAAAGCUUAAAUUAAUUUAAAUAGUAUAGUAUUUUAAAACUCUAAAUAACAGAAUUUAAAUAUUGAUCAUUAAUCUAAAAUUUAGUUGAAUUAAGAUAAAAUCAAAUUCAUUAAAAACUAUUUUAAAUUUUAAUCAAGUAUAAAAUCUUAAGAAUAAGUUAAUUAACUAACUGAGAGUUGCAAAAUGUAAACCAAAAAGUAAAAUAAAGACUAAAUACUUGAUAGUUCAUAAAUAUUUUCUCAGACAAGACAUUUUCCAUUAACCUCAGAAAAUAAAAAAAUUAGAAUUAAAAGUUUAAGCCAAGCUGGAUCAAGAAAUAGUAUACUUAAAACAGCCUAAGAAGGCAUAAAGAACUAGAGUGAUUUAACGAGGGAAUGUAUCAAUCGUCCUGCUAUAAUCGUUCCUAAUUCAAUCCCUCUAUAGAGUCCUUUAAGUAGCGUUUUUUCUACUUAAUUAAGUUUAUCUUCCCUUCAAUAACUUAAAUAAAAGGUAUAUUAAUAAAAACCUCUAGAUAUAGAAAAGUAUGCUUUUUACCAGGCUUCUUAAAAAGUACCUUUCUUUAUAAAAAGUUAAUAGUCUUCUAGAAAAUAUAAUAAAAAUUAGUCUUAAUAUUUAUCUAAGCAAACCAAUGACCUAAUUUUGUAAACUGAUAUUAAAUGA
Molecule: messenger RNA, 2550 nt
Organism: Tetrahymena thermophila SB210
Lineage: Eukaryota; Ciliophora; Oligohymenophorea; Hymenostomatida; Tetrahymenidae
Product: kinase domain protein
Exons: 5
Source: RefSeq, a predicted model, not a curated record